This is a messenger RNA of Ostrea edulis (European flat oyster), 927 nucleotides long. RefSeq lists its product as uncharacterized. The record is from RefSeq and is a predicted model, not a curated record. Bases 389 to 814 code for a protein of 141 amino acids. The transcript is spliced from 5 exons. NCBI's taxonomy places the organism in Eukaryota, Metazoa, Mollusca, Bivalvia, Ostreida, Ostreidae.
UCUGAACAUUUUCUUAAUCCCGAUCAAAUAUUUGAAGUAAUGGUUGAGAAGUAACGCAAAUUACCAAUGCCGCAGUAUGUUUUAAUCAAAUGCUAUCGGGAAGUUUAAAUUGAACUACCCUAUUACAUCUCUCGCCAUUUUUAAUCUAUACCUUAACCAAACUGACACUUCGCGACAGGAAACGAAGUGUUGAAAACAUCUUCACAUUUUAAUCCGAUUUUCAUUGAAUGAAAAAACUACGAUUGACUCACGAUUCGGAGGAUUUCUAUUUUAUUCAAUGAAUACUGAAGGCGGGUUUACAUGAAGAUACUUGGGAUUCCCCAUUAGAAGAUUCAUGAGGAUUUCAAAUCGACAUUCCAGAAUGUAAAUUUCGUGACUUGUCGGAGCCAUGUUUACUUUUAUAAAUCCUGUAGAACACUACAUCAGAGAAAUUCGAGUUCCCUGCAGACUCGAACCGAACGACCGUACACCUACAAAUCUCCCGUUUGUGUUCGAUUCUCGAUCAAGUUCUCGAGUUCAGUCUCCGUACUCACCGAGAGCAAUAUCAGAGCCACCACCAAUAUAUCCUUCCGCCAAACAGAUCCUUCCGCCUGUGAAGCGACAGCUCCAUCGUGAGAUUCUGUACUACUUUGGAUGCAAUGAAGAGUUCUCCAAGAACAGAGACGCUGUAAAAUAUUACAAAGAUUUACACUCUCUAGGGAUAGCUGUGAAUUUAGAAAAUGAAGCCUCUCGCCAGCUCUACAAGUCUUCCACGAACUGUCCUCGCCAUCGAAUACUACUGAGACGUCGCGAGAUUGAUAGAACGGUGAAAUAAACCAAAGAUAUGCGUUUACAAAUGUGUCUAGAUUUAUCAUACUAUUAAUUGACUUCCCUGCUGUGUAUUUUAUAUGCAUGUAUGAUCAAUUAUCAUUGUGUAUUUAACUUCCA